AUGAGUGAGUUCCGGAUCCACCAUGAUGUCAACGAGCUGCUCAGUCUGCUGCGUGUCCGUGGUGGCGAUGGGGCUGAGGUCUACAUUGACCUGCUUCAGAAGAAUAGGACCCCAUAUGUGACAACCACUGUCUCUGCACACAGUGCCAAGGUUAAAAUAGCAGAAUUCUCUCGUACCCCGGAAGAUUUCCUGAAGAAGUACGAUGAGCUGAAGUCUAAAAACACACGGAGCCUGGACCCGCUGGUGUACCUGCUGUCAAAGCUCACAGAGGACAAGGAGACUCUGCAGUACUUGCAGCAGAACGCGAAAGAGCGGGCUGAGCUCACCGCCACUGCUGCAGCCAGCUCUGGCCCCAGCUUCAGCGUUCCUGCCUCGGCCUCCAGGAUCUCCACACAAGAGCUUGAGGAACUGAGGAGGCAGCUGGGCAGUGUGGCCACAGGCUGCACGCUACAGCAGUCUCUGGAACUCACAAGAAAGACACUACGAGACAAGCAGAACAAGAGGAACUCGGGCCAGCACCUCCCCACCUUCCCUGCAUGGGUGUAUGAGCGGUCCGCACUCACCGGGGACUUCCUGACCAGCUCAGGGGUGGGCACGGACACUGCUCUGCCCAUAGGUGCCCUGCCUCUGACCUCCCAGGAGUCGGCCGUAGUGGAGGACCUGCUGUAUGUGCUGGCCGGAGUGGAUGGCAGGUACAUCACUGCACAGCCCCUCACGGGCCAGCAGAGCCGCAACUUCCUUGUGGACCCCAACCUGGACUUGUCUGUCAGGGAGCUGGUAAACAGAAUUCUCCCUGUGGCUGCCAGCUACUCCACUGUGACCAGAUUCAUCGAGGAGAAGUCAUCUUUUGAGUAUGGGCAGGUGAACCACGCCCUGGCGGCUGCCAUGCGUACCCUGGUGAAGGAGUACCUGAUUCUCAUCACUCAGCUGGAGCAGCUACAGAGGCAGGGCCUGCUCUCUCUGCAGAAGCUCUGGUUCUACAUCCAACCCACCAUGCGUACCAUGGACAUCCUGGCCUCGCUCGCUACGUCUGUGGAUAAGGGCGAGUGUCUUGGGGGCUCAACUCUCAGUCUGCUGCAUGACAGGAGCUUCAACUACACAGGCGACAGCCAGGCCCAAGAGCUGUGUCUGUACCUGACCAAGGCCGCCAGUGUCCCCUACUUCGAGAUCCUGGAGAAGUGGAUCUACCGUGGGAUCAUCGACGACCCGUACAGUGAGUUCAUGGUGGAGGAGCAUGAGCUGCGGAAGGAGAAGAUCCAGGAGGACUACAAUGACAGGUACUGGGACCAGCGGUACACCGUGGUGCAGCCCCACAUCCCAGCCUUCCUGCAGAAGAUGGCGGACAAGGUCCUCAGCACAGGAAAAUACCUGAACGUGGUGCGGGAGUGUGGCCACGACGUGACAUGCCCAGUGGCCAAGGAGAUCACCUACACGUUGAAGGAGCGGGCGUACGUGGAGCAGAUAGAGAAGGCCUUCAACUAUGCCAGCAAGGUCCUCCUGGACUUCUUGAUGCAGGAGAAGGAGCUGGUUGCACACUUGAGGUCCAUCAAGCGCUACUUCCUGAUGGCCCAGGGGGACUUCUUCGUGCACUUCAUGGACCUCACUGAGGAGGAGCUGAAGAGGCCAGUGGACGACAUCACGCCCCCCCGGCUGGAGGCCCUGUUGGAACUGGCCCUUCGCAUGAGCACCGCCAACACAGACCCCUUCAAGGAUGACCUGAAGAUUGAGCUGAUGCCUCAUGACCUCAUCACCCAGCUCCUGCGGGUCCUGGCCAUUGAGACCAAGCAAGAGAAGGCGCUGGUCAGUGCUGAGCCCACGGAGCUCACACUGAGUGGCCUCGAGGCCUUCUCCUUCGACUAUGUUGUCAAGUGGCCCCUGUCGCUGAUUAUCAACAGGAAGGCAUUGACCCGUUACCAGAUGCUCUUCCGCCACAUGUUCUACUGCAAGCAUGUGGAGCGGCAGCUUUGCAGUGUCUGGGUCAGCAACAAGACCGCCAAGCAGCACGCCCUGCACUCAGCCAAGUGGUUUGCGGGCGCCUUCACCCUCCGGCAGCGGAUGCUGAACUUUGUGCAGAACAUCCAGUACUACAUGAUGUUUGAAGUCAUGGAGCCAACGUGGCACAUCCUAGAGAGAAACCUGAAAUCUGCCUCCAACAUUGACGAUGUCCUAGGCCACCACACCAGCUUCCUGGACAACUGCCUGAAGGACUGCAUGCUGACCACCCCUGAGCUGCUCAAGGCCUUUUCCAAGCUCAUGUCCGUGUGCGUCAUGUUCACUAACUGCAUGCAGAGGUUCACACAGAGCAUGAAGUUGGACAGUGAGCUGGGCCGUCUGACACUGGAGCACGGGACCAUGCUGGGACCGCCCACGGAGGCUGAACGGGCCGAGGAGAAUGCCCGGAAGAAGCUUACCAAGAAGCACCUGGCCGAGCACAUGGAUGCACCUCAGGUGACGUCAGGCUUCGAGGCCACCAUCAACAAGUUUGACAAGAACUUCUCCGCCCAUCUCCUUGACCUCCUGGCCCGGCUGAGUGUCUACAGCACCAGUGACUGCGAGCACAGCGUGGCCAGCGUCAUCUCCAGGCUGGAUUUCAACGGCUUCUACGCGGAGCGCCUGGAGCGCCUGUCGGCAGAGAGGAGCCAGAAGUCAGCUGCUGUGCAUGCACAUGCCCCCCGGGGACCUCCAGCAGCCCCGGCCAGGAUUGCGGUUGCUGCUCAGUGA
This is a messenger RNA of Orycteropus afer afer, 2721 nucleotides long. RefSeq names its product tubulin gamma complex associated protein 2 (gene TUBGCP2). The record is from RefSeq and is a predicted model, not a curated record. Bases 1 to 2721 code for a protein of 906 amino acids. The transcript is spliced from 17 exons. Gene Ontology annotation, biological process: microtubule nucleation; cytoplasmic microtubule organization; spindle assembly. NCBI's taxonomy places the organism in Eukaryota, Metazoa, Chordata, Mammalia, Tubulidentata, Orycteropodidae. Gene Ontology annotation, molecular function: microtubule minus-end binding; gamma-tubulin binding. Gene Ontology annotation, cellular component: gamma-tubulin small complex; centrosome; equatorial microtubule organizing center.